This is a messenger RNA of Paraglomus occultum, 516 nucleotides long. The record is from the annotation of a GenBank genome assembly. NCBI's taxonomy places the organism in Eukaryota, Fungi, Glomeromycota, Glomeromycetes, Paraglomerales, Paraglomeraceae.
AUGUUAAACGAGAGUGUAUCCGCACAUCCACAAGCAACCAAUUCACACAAUAAGAAAAAACAGCGAAACUAUCCAAACCAAAGCGUUCAGCAGUCACCACAGAUAUCUGACGAGCAACGCCAUGAGAUUAAAGAAGCAUUUGAAUUGUUUGAUACGGAUCAAGAUAGCGCACUGGAUUAUCAUGAACUAAAGAAUGCAAUGAGAGCACUGGGAUUCGAUGAGAAAAAGGCAGAUGUUCUCAGAUUGCUAAAAGAAUACGACAGAAACAAUGAGGGGCUAAUGGUAUUCGAAGACUUUAAUAAAGUCAUGUCUGAACGGAUAGCGGCUCGGUCGCCGUUAGAAGAAAUUCGUCGGGCAUUUGAAUUAUUUGAUGACGAUAAUACUGGCAAAAUAUCAUUAAGAAAUCUACGGAGGGUGGCUAGAGAACUAGGAGAGAAUAUUGAUGACGAGGAAUUGAAGGCCAUGUUGGACGAGUUCGAUUUGGAUGAAGAUGGAGAAAGUAUCCUUUUUGUCUGA